GAGAACCUGAGGGCGAUGAACAUCUGGUUAUAAGUGAUGUGUGUGCCUGUGUGAGAAGAAAAAUACGGGCGAGAAGAGACUGUGGAAACCUAUGAAAAAAGGAUAGGCUACCUCUAGAAGAAUCCCGCCGUAGGUAACUGAUUGCGUUUCGUAUAGUGAAAGACAACCUGCCAUACUGUCCCAAUCAUUGCAGAAGUUUGGUAGGUUCACCAGAGGACACCAUUAGGAAACAUAUAGGGUCAGUCAAAGACCGAUCAGAUCUUAAGCAUGGACAGUGAAGUGGGAGCGAUGAACAUCAGCCUUGACAGUCCUCUGAGCCCGAGGCAUCUGACCGGGUUGGGGAUGAACUGUCUUAUUGGCCCAAAGUACAGACACUCUGGGCCGGGCUUGGCCAGUCCUCAGGUGUACAACCAGUGGCUGCCUUACCGCCAUGACGCCAGCCUGCUGCCCAUGAAAGAAGACCUUGCCUUCUGGCUCAACACCCUCAUGGGUGUGGACCUCACAGCAGACAGUCUGAUGGAGAGGUUGGAUAACGGCGUCCUGCUCUGUCAACUUGCACAGCUGCUCCAGGAGAAAAUGAUCCACAACACCAUGUACACCAACAACAGCAAGCCCUUCAUGAAAAGAGUGAUCCACUGGCGAGCUGAUGCAACUUCUGGAUCAUUUUUCGCCCGAGACAAUACUGCAAACUUCCUCUACUGGUGCCGAAAGAUUGGCGUUGAUGAGGCUUACCUUUUUGAGUCAGAGGAUUUGGUCCUCCAUAAACAACCGUGGGAGGUGUGCCUGUGCCUGAUGGAGCUGGGACGGAUUGCAGCCAGGUAUGGAGUGGAGCCUCCGGGGCUGGUGAAGUUGGAGAAAGAGAUAGAGAGGGAGGAGGCGGGGUGCUUAUCUCCACCAUCCCGUCUGUACUUCUCCUUUUUUACUCCUACAUCAUUGUUUUCACCUUCACAAUCAUCCCUGCCCCCAGCCCCCUCUCCUUCCCCUCCUCCUCAUCCUCCACCUGCGCCCCUCACUCCAAGCACAAACUGUCUGUCUGAAACCCUCGCUCCCUCCCUCAUCUCUGAUCUUCCAUCAGCCACAACAAACCCAGUACCUACAUGUUCAUCCCCUCCUCAGUCCUACCGCUCAGCCUUUAACCCUUGUACAACCACAGCAUCAACACAAACACCUUUGUUCUCUUCAUCCUGCACCACUAACACAUCUGCUUCCACUUCGCUGUCAGCACCCUCACCAGGCCAAACCCUGGUUUCCACUGCCAAAGUCUCCUCCACCACAAUAAACAACCACACUCCCACAGCUACAUCUCCCAUCACCUUACCACCCGCAGCCCUGACUCCUCGUUCCUCUUGCAAAUCCACAAGCCGGAGGAGCACAGGCACUAACAACAUUUUGGAUGAUAUUGUGAGAAAGAUUAUCGAAAAUCCCCCCUGCAGCUGUCCUACCAGGUUCCUUGUUGAGAAGCAACCUAAAGGCGGCUACCGUGUUGGGGAAAAAGUUCUGUACAUACGAAUGCUGAAUGAGCGUCAUGUGAUGGUGCGCGUAGGCGGAGGCUGGGAAACCUUUAUAAGUUACCUGCAAAAACACGACCCCUGCAGAGGAGGAGGCCCGGUCAAUAGAUCUGAGGUCAGGUUCUGUAGGGACAAAGUGAAGCCACCCAGUUUGAACAUCUCACCUGACAGCUACAUGGUGGUUGGUGCCCAUUAUUGUGGCAAGAAGUAGACUUCAAACUCCUUUCUGCUGCUUCUGGCUCUGGGAAGCAGCGGAGAACAUUUCACUUUAAUCAGACCAAAAUGUACAAAGCUAAUGAUUUAACAUAUAGUUCAAAUCCUUUACCUCAAUUUCAAAAGGAAAUCCAUCUCUCUAAAGGUUUUCUUACCUUAUUGUUAUCUAUAUGAAUUAUCAAACCUACUAGACAAUUUGGAGUAAUUGGCAACAAAUUAAUAAAUCGAAAGAUCGGCUCAGUCACUUAUUUUUAUUUGAUAAUAAACUUGAUACCUUUAGCUUUUGGACUGUUGGUUGAAUAAAACAAGCAAUCUGAAUAAAUAACACUGGGCUGCGAGAAAGUAUAACAGGAACUUAUCACUAUUUUAAAAUAAUAAUAAUAAUAAUAAUCGUUAGUUGCAGCACUAGUUGUUAUGUACUACUUUCAUUUAAUCAUCAGCAUCAAAUAUCCUUUCAGGCAAGAUUUUGUUUAGUACUGUAUGCAAUAAUCUUACUGGAGUUAAGUUAUAUUUGUUCUGUUUACUUAGGAAACAUGCAGCUUUGUGUGUCAUAAUAAUGUAGGUUGAAUUUGUGUGUUUGAGCUUUUGUAUUUUGUAUUUGGAAGUUCCAGCAGCAGUUUAUAUAGUAGUCUUAAACAUGACAGUAUGGAAUAAUUGUUCUGUAUUUUACUGGACAAAACCUGUUUUGC
This is a messenger RNA of Micropterus salmoides (largemouth bass), 2410 nucleotides long. Its product is annotated as growth arrest-specific protein 2-like. The coding region runs from base 268 to 1719 and encodes 483 amino acids. Gene Ontology annotation, biological process: actin crosslink formation. The record is from RefSeq and is a predicted model, not a curated record. The transcript has 9 exons. Gene Ontology annotation, cellular component: actin filament. Gene Ontology annotation, molecular function: microtubule binding; cytoskeletal adaptor activity; actin filament binding. NCBI's taxonomy places the organism in Eukaryota, Metazoa, Chordata, Actinopteri, Centrarchiformes, Centrarchidae.